AUGGGAUGUCUGCCAAUUUAUAUUACAAAGUUUGGGCUGGAAAGCGAAGCAGACGAGUUCGACGAGAAUCAUUGCAUAUGGCUGUUGAACAGCUUUGCAACUUUCCACAAUGAUCACCUGAAGAAGGCGAUUGCCGAGCUGCAAGAGAAGUACCCAUAUGUAACAAUCGUCUAUGGAGACUACUACGCUGCAUAUGAACAGCUUCUCAAUCUAGGUGAAACUGAAGGUUUUGAGCUACAAAAAGCUUGUUGUGGAGUUGGAGGGCUGUACAACUUCAAUGAGACGCAAAUGUGUGGAUUUCCAGGUGUUAAGGCUUGCCGUGAUCCCGAAAGAUACGUCAGCUGGGAUGGAAUUCAUUUAACACAGGAGGCCUACCGCAUGAUAGUGGAUUGGUUGCAAGCUGAUCUUUUCUGGAAAUUGCGUUGCCAUCAGUGAACAAUUCUAUCAACUUUAUCAUGUUCUUCAAGCUCCUACAGUAGCAGAACCCGAGUCCCAGUUUGCUUUUUCAGUCCAGUAGCUUAGUUUAGUUUUAGCUAAUGGGAAGCUCUUGUGUGACUAAUUUCGUCACCAACUGCUUGAGC
Molecule: messenger RNA, 581 nt
Organism: Coffea arabica (coffee)
Lineage: Eukaryota; Viridiplantae; Streptophyta; Magnoliopsida; Gentianales; Rubiaceae
Source: RefSeq, a predicted model, not a curated record